Molecule: messenger RNA, 1562 nt
Organism: Thrips palmi
Lineage: Eukaryota; Metazoa; Arthropoda; Insecta; Thysanoptera; Thripidae
Product: FAD synthase-like
Exons: 10
Coding region: 139-1542 (467 amino acids)
Source: RefSeq, a predicted model, not a curated record
UCUGCUUAUUCGCAGUCACACGAAAACAUAACCCUCAUGCGUUCCUUCUUGCCAGUAUGUUUUGUUAUUGUAAUUGUAAUUCGUAAUCAGCGAGGGGACGGGUUCCGCUGACUUUCGCUGAACUGGAAAAACUGUAUUAUGAUCCGUUGCAUCUUCAAAGAAGGUUGUCACUUUGUUGCAUCCAAAACUAGAGUGUCCAAUUGGAAAAAGCAGACGAUGACUUCUCUCAACUUAAGCACAACAGCCACUACUGUCCCCACAGCAGGCAUUAUAGUUAUAGGUGACGAAAUAUUAAAAGGUCAAGUUAGAGAUACAAACUCCUCUUUUAUCAUCUCAAAACUUUAUGAUAUUGGUGUCCGGGUCUUGAAGGUAUCAGUCAUUGGUGAUGACGUUGAAGAAAUAUGCAAUGAGGUUCGCAAAUUCUCUCAUCUUUAUACAUAUGUCAUUACAUCUGGUGGCAUAGGACCAACACAUGAUGAUGUAACUUUUGAAGGUGUUGCUAAGGCAUUUAGAGAAAAUGUGUUCCCCCAUCCAGAACUUGUAAAAAUUUGUUCAGAAUUUUAUAAUACAACAAAUUUAUGUUCACCCGCAAUGAAACUUGCACAUGUACCCAAAUCUGCAAGACUUAAGUAUGGAUUUGAUCCUGUCCAUCAAUGCAGAUCAAAGUAUCCAAACAUCUCUGUGCAAAAUGUUUAUAUAUUCCCUGGUGUUCCACCUCUCCUAGAAAAAUCAUUCACAUUGCUGUGUGAGGAUUUGUUUGGUGGUGGAGCCAAAUUUCACAAAUCCGAUUUAUUUGUGAACCAAGAUGAAGUAUCAAUUGCAGAAAUUCUUUCUAAAGCAGUUCAAGAGUUCCCAUCAGUCUCAUUUGGUUCCUAUCCCCAACUUCCUAACAGUUACUACAAAGUGAAACUCACUAUUGAGAGCAACAACCCUGAACUUCUGUCUAAGGCUGUUAACAGGUUGAGGGAACUCCUUCCUACUGAUUGUUUAGUUGAAUUCGAUCCUGAACCUCUUAAAUUUUCUAUGACCAAAAUUGAAAAUGUAUGUCUAGAGGAUGGAAUGGAUCAUGCAAAUGCUGCCCUUCAAGAUGUUGUUCUGGCUCUCUCCAGGUCAAGAAUGGAGGAGGUAGUUCUAUGCAUUGAUGCAAGUCUCACUGGAGUAGUAACUUUGCACUUUGUACAUGCAGUGUGGAAAAAAAUGGAGAGAACAGAUUUGAUCGCAACAAUUCUUAUUCAAAACCCAGAUUUUGUUAAGCAGUCCAAUUUUCUUCAGGAUUUAGUAUCCAGAUAUUCGUUACGUAUCAUAGAUGAGCAAAGUGAAAUAGAGGCUGCCCUACGUCAAGUGCAUGCAUCUAAUAAGAAUCUACAGUUGCUGGUAGUGGGUUGCAAGUGCAACCAGUCAGCACUAGCAGCGGACCUGACUUCUUUGUAUGGCAGAGAAAGCAUCUCUCUGCUGUCUCCCUUUUCAUCGUGGAGUGAAACUCAAAUUCUUCAGUUUGUCAGGAAGCUCAGUUUACAAUAUGUAGUGGAUUGUGGUAGUUAGUAAAGACAACUGGUGCUUCA